UUGACUUGUACAUGUUACCCGUAUUGCGUUUAUCUCCAAGAGUCGAGUCAAAUAAUCGAGUUAUUCGAUUCAGUAUAUGAUUAGUUAGGUUUUUCCUGUAGGGUUGCCAGAUUGAUGAUCCAACUUCACUAACCUACGUGCCAAAUGAAAUCAUAAUAAUCAGAUAUCAGGGAGGGAAAAAGGUGGAUCUCGCAAUCUGGCAACUAUGGUGAGCUCCUGCGCGCCCCGCGCGUCAUGCUGCAGAGCGCAGCGGCGUGACGUCAGCGCACCGGAGCGCGCGAGCUCGGCUCCACGGGAAGAAAAUACCGGGGGAUAAACCGAUAGAGGGUUGAAUUCAGUGCCAUACAGACAACAUGUAAGGAAACAGAGGAAAUCAGAAGACACAAACCAAAACGGUAUUUUUUCAGCAUUCUGCUGAGUCGUAUUUCAGAAGGUGGAAUGUGUAUAGAUUUUUCAGCAUGUGGAUGAAGUGUAGUGUCCUACAUGUACCUGAGAUGAGUCGAGGUCUCUGGUGCCUGGCCUGUUCAGGGCGGCGCCCAGUGGCCUGAGCCUGGCAUGGCCUCUCUGGACCUGCCGUACCGCUGCCCUCGCUGCGGGGAGCACAAACGCUUCCGGAGCCUGUCAUCACUGCGCGCCCACCUAGAGUACAAUCACACCUACGAGACGCUGUACGUCCUCUCCAAAUCCAACAGCGUGUGUGACGCCGCCGCACUGCUCCCACUGGUGGCCGACAGCGCCCUGGCUGCUGAAUCCCGCUUCCCCUGCUCAGGCGACGAACUCGGGCUUGCCACGACCUCAUCCGCCGGUGCCCGCUACCUUCCCAAUGUGGAGUUCCCACUGGGUGAGAUCCUUGUGAAGAAAGCCAUGAGCUCAAUGGACCCCAGUGCCAUGGAAGCUGCUUAUGAGGAGGGCUUGGCACGUCUCAGGGCUCGGGCCUUUGAAAGGCUUGAGCUGGAUGAGAGACUGGAGAAAUUGUCUGAAGAAGUGGAGCAAAAGAUUGCGGCACGUGUGGGGAGACUGCAGGCCGAGCUGGAGAGGAAGAGCUCGGAACUGGAGAAGGCCAAGCUGGAGAGUGAAAGACUCAGCCAGGAGAAGCAGGAGCUGGAGGACAAGGCUUCAGAGCUGUCGCGGCAGGUGGACGUCUCGGUGGAGAUGCUAGCCAGCCUUAAGCAAGACCUGGUCAACAAGGAGCAGGAACUCACACACAAACAGCAAGAGGUGGCGCAGAUCGAUCAGUUCCUGCAGGAGACGGCGGCGCGGGAAGCCAGCGCUAAAGUGCGUCUGCAGCAGUUCAUCGAGGAGCUUCUGGAGCGAGCAGACAGAGCGGAGAAACAGCUCCAGAUCAUCAGCAGCUGUGGAACCACACCGAACGGGAGCCUGGGCCACUGUAGCCUGCAGGGCUCCAAGUCCAACGGCAGACAGAGGAACUCUAGUAUCUCUGGAUCAAGGGGCGUGUACCAGGUCUCAGAUCGACGUUCGUCUCCCAGUACUGGGGCGUCUGGUCGCUCGAAGUCUGUGUCCCAGGCAUCGGUGGCGGGUUAUGACAGUGACAGUGUGGAACUGCAGCCACUAGAGGACAGUCUGGAGGCUCAGUACUACCAUGGGCAGAACCGUCCCAGAGAACCCUCACCUUAUGAGCGCCGCAACUGGGGCCUCCGUAAGCAAGCCAUCCAGAACUGGCAGCGGCGGCCGUACCGCAACAGCACGGAGGGCGAGGAAGGGGACGUGUCUGACGUGGCCUCGCGCACCACCGAGUCCGAGGCGGACAUGUGGGAGCAGGAGAGGAGGGCGGAGUGUCAGCAGCAUUGCCAUCAUCGUAGCAGCUACCGGCUGGGGACAGGCCGUUCUGAGGGCUGCUACAAGCCCUGCCGUCAUGAGAAGAGCCCAUCCAAGACCAGUGAGGUGGUCAGCCCCGAGGUGCUCAAGAUGCGGGCGGCGCUUUUCUGCAUCUUUACUUACCUGGACACUAAAACCCUGCUGAGGACAGCCGAGGUGUGUCAUGACUGGAGGUUUGUGGCACGUCACCCUGCUGUGUGGACAAGAGUGCUGCUGGAGAACGCUCGCAUCUCCUCCAAGUUCUUGUGCACGCUCUCUCAGUGGUGUACGCAGACCCACUCUCUGAUCCUGCAGAACCUCAAACCAAGGCAGAGAGGAAAGAAGGAGACCAAGGAGGAGUAUCUGAAGAGCACACGUGGGUGUCUGGAGGAAGGUCUGGAAGCCUUGCUGAAAGCAACAGGAGGAAAUCUGCUCAUUCUGAAGGUGUCUCACUGUCCCAACUUGCUGACCGAUCGCUCUCUGUGGCUGGCCAGCUGCUACUGUCGAGCUCUACAGGCCGUAACGUACCGUGCAACGGAUCCGGUUGGUCAGGAGGUUAUCUGGGCUUUAGGAGCAGGCUGCAGGGACAUCAUCUCCCUCCAGGUGGCACCAUUACAUCCCUGUCAACAACCAGCCCGCUUCAGUAACCGGUGCCUACAGACGAUUGGCCGGUGUUGGCCACACCUACGAGCCUUAGGGGUGGGCGGAGCUGGAUGUGGUAUACAGGGAUUGGCUUCAUUGGCGAGGAAUUGUAUGAGGCUGCAGGUGCUGGAACUGGACCACGUCAGUGAGAUUAAUCAGGAAGUGGCAGCUGAAGUGUGUCGUGAAGGUCUGAAAGGUUUGGAGAUGUUGGUCCUCACCUCGACUCCGGUCACGCCCAAAGCGCUCCUUCACUUCAACAGCGUGUGCCGUAACCUGAAGUCCAUCGUUGUACAGAUCGGUAUUGAAGAUUACUUUGAAGACCCCAACAGCCCCGAGGCCAGAAAGCUCUUUGAUGAAAUGGUGAACAAACUCCAGGCUUUAAAGAAGAGGCCAGGCUUUUCAAAAAUCCUCCACGUAAAGGCUGAUGGUCUGUGCUAAUGUCCUCUACUGCGAGAUGAACUGCGUAUAACCCACCGACUUCUCCUUCAUGGAACAAGCUGAAGCUCUAACUUAAGUUUUAGCUACUGUGACAACGACAAAAAGGAAACUACAUAAUCACUACAGUAUUAUGUCGAAAACAAUUUAUUCGCCUGCAGCUAAACAAACGCUUUCAAGGUUUUUGGCUCCAACCGAUACUCUACCGAAGUCUUCUCGAGACCGCAUUCAAGCUGGAGAGUGUCACGUCACGUUGACCAGAUCGGAUCAGGUUUCACUGGAUAGGUUUAUAGCACAGAGCUGCAAUUUUCAGCCAAGGAAAAGAAAAAGGAAACGGUCCCAGAUUAGAGCCAUGUGGAACACCAUAAGAAUAAUAUACACACUUAAGGAAAAUGGCCUUGGAGUUGACGGCAUGCGGUGCAUUAUCGAUCUGUAUUAAACAAGAAUGAAAUUUUAAACAUCACUGACCUGUGAUCGCAUUCCAGCGAGUGUCUUGCACAAUAAGAGUACCAACUUCCUGUUUUACAAGGUAGGACCAUUUUUGCCCUAGCAAGCAGGAUGUAGAAGAAAUUACACCAACCAACGUGAAGGAUUUUCAUACCAUAACAUUCUCCUAACAUAAUCAUCACCUUCAUCUUCAUCAUUAUACUGCUAGCAAACGUCAACCACGUUCGAUAUAAACGUACUGAGUUCUGGAUCUACAUGUGGCUUUUCCAGACUCAGUGUUAAAGGUUUGACUCGCCUGUUAAUCCGAAAUUCUGCAUACUGCAUAGAAACAAAGAAACGAAAACAAACAUCAACCUCAUGGAGCUUCCAUGCAGCUCAGCUCUCAUUAGCACCAUUUGCUAACAGUUCAAAUAAACAUGUACAAAGUGCCAUAACUGUAGGGGUGAGCAACAUGGCCGAAGUAUCCGGAAACUUUCACAAUCUCUAGCUUUGUUAGCAGAUCUGCAGAACACACGAUAUUUCAUCAUGGCAGUUUUCAUCGUUUUACUUAACAUAAUUUUUUCACUUAUUACAAAGUAGGAAAAUAAAAUCAUGUAUUAAUGCCCGACCUGCGAACCUUUGUUUAAACAUGUAAAGGGAUUGUGGGAAAAAAAAUCUUUCAUAAAGAAAUUGGGGAUAAAUUAAUAACCAAAUACUGAAAAUAAAUUCAUGUUAAAAUGAACACUGACCAUUUUAACUACAAAAUCUUAAAAUUCCUCCAUUUGGUGAUGUUUUAUUUUAAUAUCCGUGAAAUAAUUUGGAAAUUAAAAUCAAACAUGCUGAAUAUUUUAAUAAAACAUUUUAAACAAUACGGUCAAACUACUAUUAAAAAUAUACGAUACGAUCUUACGUGGCCGUAUUGCUCCGGACCUGCUCACGACGGUUGCGCUGUAAAAAUCACAUGGUCAUAUCGCUCAGGUGUGGCACCUUUCACAUUCUGCCUUCAGUCCUUACAAAAUCCUAUAUUUUACACUCUUAAGGAAAAACCUGAACAUUUAAAGGGAAUUUUUCAGUUUGUUCCUUAGUGUGAACCAUUAAACAGGUUGGUUUUCUUAUCAGAGAUGAUUUCAAGAACCAAGGAACCCAUGAGGAACCCCUGAGGAACCCUUGAGUAAAGUUGGAACUGAAUAGCUCUCAGUAGAUAAAUCUUCAACACCUCUGUAUCUGAGCUUGGGAGGUCUUUUAACAUUUCUUACAAAUCCAUCCUUUUUUUUGCCAUUUCCAUAUUAAACCACGACUUAAGACCUUUCGGCGCAUCAGAGCUCGACCUCUACUCAAGCAAAUGCAAUAACUGCCAUGAUGCAGGUGUCGUGAGGAUUUUGGAGAACUUACAGUUCCACACCAGUUUUGUCAUCAAGCUGUUCCAGGGUUUAGAGCUUCAACCUUUUUACUCCAAGUGCUUUAGUCCAAGGAAAUCACUUCCUGUUGUGUGGUGCAGUACUUCCUGUAUUAAAUCCCCACAUCGUGUUUCUCAAUUUCUAAAUUUAUUCAACUCUGCAGUUUCACUGAGUCUUUCACCUCACAGUGACUUUCC
Tachysurus fulvidraco (yellow catfish) is the source of this 4912-nucleotide messenger RNA. RefSeq names its product F-box protein 41 (gene fbxo41). Lineage: Eukaryota; Metazoa; Chordata; Actinopteri; Siluriformes; Bagridae. The record is from RefSeq and is a predicted model, not a curated record. The coding region runs from base 556 to 2895 and encodes 779 amino acids. The transcript has 13 exons. Gene Ontology annotation, molecular function: protein binding.